Drosophila persimilis is the source of this 611-nucleotide messenger RNA. RefSeq names its product RNA-binding protein 1 (gene Rbp1-like). NCBI's taxonomy places the organism in Eukaryota, Metazoa, Arthropoda, Insecta, Diptera, Drosophilidae. The transcript has 2 exons. The record is from RefSeq and is a predicted model, not a curated record. Bases 126 to 611 code for a protein of 161 amino acids. Gene Ontology annotation, biological process: mRNA splicing, via spliceosome. Gene Ontology annotation, molecular function: RNA binding. Gene Ontology annotation, cellular component: nuclear speck.
GCGUGUCUUUCGAGUGCUGGAAAUCAAAAAUUUUCAGCAACGCAAUUGCAAGUGAUUUAAAAAAAAAAAGUAGAAGCAUUAAGUAUUUACAAACCGGAAUAAACCCACUAACACACAUCGCGAAAAUGCCACGAUACCGGGAAUGGGACCUGGCCUGCAAAGUCUACGUGGGAAACCUGGGCUCAUCUGCCUCCAAAUACGAGAUUGAGAAUGCGUUCAGCAAGUAUGGACCCUUGCGCAACGUUUGGGUGGCCCGCAACCCGCCAGGCUUUGCAUUUGUGGAGUUUGAGGACCGUCGUGAUGCAGAGGAUGCAACCCGUGGCCUGGACGGAACCCGUUGCUGUGGCACACGCAUUCGCGUGGAAAUGUCUUCUGGUCGGUCACGCGAAGGACGAGGCGGUGGCGGCGGCGGUGGUGGUGGCGGCGGAGGAGGUGGCGGUGGACCGCGUCGUGGCGCCCGAAGCGGUAGUGGGGGCGGCGGCGGCGGUGGUGCCCGUGCUGGGGACGGCGGUGGACGAUAUAGAUCAAGGUCCCCAAGAAGGUCAAGGACACGCAGUCGCAGCUUCUCAAGGGAUCGUCGCAGCCGUUCCGACUCCCGGGAUCGGCACUAG